AUGGCAGACGUACCGCCUCCUUCAUUGUCCGAACUCAUGCGGAUGGUAGCCGAACUGCAACAAGCUAAUCAACGAAUGGCUGACGAGAACCAAAUAAUGGCUGCUCAAAUUGCUGAACUAAAUCAUGCUCGGAUUGAACAUGACGACGCUCAUCAGGCGGAAGACGAGGAGCAUCAGUCCCAACCGACUCAUGUUUCGGAAACCGCUCGGAAUGAAGGGCAGCAGCCAGAAGACGAGAAAGAAGAGUCCGAGGACGCUGUAGGCCCCUUUACAGAAGAAGUAAUGAACUUCGAACUGCCGAAGAGAUUCACUCUGCCGUUGACCUUCACGCCUUACGAUGGACUCGGAGACCCGAGGAAGUUCAUAAAGAAAUUCCGAUCAAUAAUGAUCGUCAAUGGUGCAUCAGAUACAGUUUUAUGUCGAUGUUUCCCGAAUUAUUUAGACGGUCCUGCACUUGAUUGGUUGUGUGCUUUGCCUGCAGGUUCCAUUUCACGCUUUCACCAGUUGGCGAAGUUAUUUGAAGAACAUUUUGCCGGAUCUGCAAUUUACCUGCACGACUCCGAUUACCUGAACACUAUCAAGCAAGGACCAAAUGAAAGCUUAAAAGACUAUAUGACUCGCUUCACCAAGGUCGCAAUCAGUAUACCAGAUCUCCACCCCGAGGUCCAUCUGCACGCAAUUAAAAGCGGCCUCCGACCCGGGAAGUUCCAGGAGACGAUCGCGGUAGCAAAGCCGAAGACUCUAGCAGAAUUUAGAGAGAAAGCCAAGGGACAAAUUGACAUUGAGGAGCUCAGACAAGCUCGGAAGUCCGACAAGUCACACUUCCGCGAAGAAGAGAAGAGCUCACCCAUUAAGAAAAGUUUUAAGCUAACACCUCGAUUUGAUUCUUAUACGCAGUUUAAUACCAAGAGGGAAGACAUAAUCAAGGAAAUCUUGAACUCCAAAUUAAUCAAGCCACCAAGAAAGGCAGGCACAUACCAAGAUACAAAAAACGUCGACAAAUCAAAGUACUGCACUUUCCACCAAAAACAUGGCCACAAUACCGAUGAUUGUGUGGUCGCCAAAGAUCUUUUGGAGAGACUAGCAAGACAAGGACACCUCGACAAAUACAUUGGUGGUCACAUCCAAAAACGCGGUCUGAGUUCCACAACAAACGAUGUCUCUGAACAACACCGAGGAAGAGAAAAGUCAUCUUCAAGCCAAUACGAAAGACCGCGAGUCACCCUACAGUUAGGAGAUCUAUUGGUAAAGAAAGUUCUCCUAGAUCCUGGAAGCAGUGCCGAUGUUUUGUUUUACUCCACAUUCCAAAAGAUGAAGCUCAACGACAACAUGCUACAAUCCACAGGAGGAGAUUUGGUCGGCUUCUCAGGAGAACGGGUUCCAGUACUCGGGUCAGUGUGGUUACAAACCACACUGGGUGAGCAACCUCUUUCCAAAACUAAUGAUAUUCAAUAUUUAGUAGUUGAUUGUUUCAGUCCAUAUAACAUUAUCCUCGGCCGACCGUUUUUGAAUAAGUUCGGCGCUAUUGUAUCUACAGUUCAUCUCUGUGUGAAGUUUCCAUUGCAGGAUCACCAGGUUGUCACAAUCCACGGUGACCAUAAAGAAGCACGACAAUGUUACAACAUCAGCAUGAAAUUCCAAAAUCGUUCAACAAAACAAGUCAACAACGUCGGCCUGAACCAAAAUGAGCACACGCUAGCCGAAUUGGACCCAAGAGCAGAUUUCCUCGAUCGCCCAAAACCCUCCGAUGACUUACAAAAAGUGUAUUUCAACAAUGACGCUAAUAAAUUCACGUAUGUUGGUAACUCACUCAAUGCAUCUGAGUUGCAGGCUAUAACAACUUUCCUGCAAGAACACGCCGACCUUUUUGCAUGGACGCCAUCAGACAUGCCCGGAAUAGAUCCAUAUAUCAUCAGUCACAGGCUGGCAACAAACUCGUCGAUCCGACCAGUGCAACAGAAGAAACGUAAACUCGGCGAAGAGAAAAAGAGAGCAUCACUGGAAGAAACACAAAAGCUCAUCAACGCCGAAUUUAUCAAAGAGAUCCGAUUCACCACUUGGUUAGCCAAUGUGGUAAUGGUAAGAAAACAAAAUGGUAAGUGGCGCAUGUGCGUCGACUUCACUGAUUUAAACAAAGCAUGCCCAAAGGAUUCUUAUCCUCUGCCAUCCAUAGAUUCUUUAGUGGACAAUGCGUCAGGCUACGCCACUUUAAGUUUUAUGGAUGCAUAUUCCGGAUAUAAUCAGAUAAUGAUGCACUCUUCUGAUCAAAAUAAAACAGCUUUUAUCACUGAUUUGGGUAACUAUUGUUAUAAAGUUAUGCCAUUUGGAUUAAAGAACGCAGGUGCAACUUAUCAACGCCUCAUGGAUAGGAUGUUCGCCAAACAAAUCGGCAGGAAUAUCGAAGUCUAUGUCGAUGAUAUGGUAGCCAAAACAAAAGUCGGAGAGAACCACAUCAGCGACCUCACAGAAAUCUUCGGCCAGAUCCGCCAGUACAACAUGCGCCUCAACCCCGAGAAAUGUGCAUUCGCAGUUCAAGGGGGUAAGUUUUUGGGUUUUUUGUUAACCCGCAGGGGAAUAGAGGCAAAUCCAGACAAAUGCCGAGCAGUGCUGGACAUGGCCAGCCCCAAAACAGUAAAAGAAGUUCAGCGCCUUACAGGGCGACUCGCUGCACUUUCCAGAUUUGUUCCUUGCCUUGCCUCAACUUCCAUUCCCUUUUUCCAAACAAUUAAAAAGAAAAAUAAAUUCGAAUGGAACGACGAUUGUGAGAGAGCAUUUUCAAAAUUAAAAACAACACUCUCACAACCGCCGAUUUUACAAAAACCCCUACAGGGGGAAGAUUUAUUUUUAUAUCUAUCAGUUACUGAUUGGGCGAUAAGCUCGGCCCUUGUUACAGAGAGAAACAACGUUCAGCAUCCAGUAUACUUUGUCAGUAAGACCCUCCAACAUGCAGAGCUCAACUAUCCAAGGAUUGAGAAGCUCGCACUAGCACUAAUAUUCUCGGCGCGGCGCCUCAGACCUUACUUCCAGAGUCACGUUAUCCACGUCCGAACCAAUCAACCAUUAAGACAGGUGUUACACAAGCCAGAACUUGCAAGCCGACUCAUAAAAUGGGCAGUCGAACUAUCCGAAUUCGACAUCAGAUACCAAUCCCGAGGACCGAUCAAGUCACAAUUCCUGGCGGAUUUCAUCGCCGAGCUUACAAUCCCAUCCGAAGAUGAUGAUGCAAAACAGUGGAUCCUAUAUGUCGACGGAUCUUCAAAUAACGGAGGCUGUGGUGCAGGAAUUCGUCUGGAGGCCGACGAUGGACUCAUAUUGGAACACUCAAUACACUUCGGUUUCAAAGCAAGCAACAACCAAUCCGAGUAUGAAGCACUACUCGCCGGAAUCCGACUCUGUUUAGACCUUCAAAUCUCGACAAUCAAGGUAAAAUUUCUUAUUGUCGGCAUUGAUUAUUUCUCCAAAUGGGUGGAAGCCCAACCUUUAGCAAAAAUAACAUCAAAACAAAUGAUUUCAUUCGUCUGGAAAAAUAUUAUUUGUCGUUUCGGCAUACCUCAACAUAUCACAACUGACAACGGUCGCCAGUUCGCCGAUCAGAAAUUUCAAGCUUUUUUGCAGGAUCUCAAAAUAAAGCAGCAUUUCGCAUCUGUUGAACAUCCUCAAACAAAUGGACUAGCUGAGACUGCAAACAAAGUCAUCCUUCAUGCACUAAAGAAAAAGCUAGAUGACGCAAAGGGACUUUGGGCCGAGCUAAUACCUGAAGUCCUUUGGGGAUACAACACCACCCCUCAAACAUCAACAAAGGAAACCCCAUUCAGACUGGUAUAUGGAUCAGAGGCGAUGAUUCCCCUGGAGCAAGCAAUCGCCCGACAGUACAACAAGUCGGUUAAAAGCAGAGCAUUUGUUAAAGGGGACUUAGUCCUCCGCAAAACUGAAGCUGCUCGGAAACCACCCUCACAUGGGAAGCUCGCCGCCAACUGGGACGGUCCAUACCGAAUAUCAGAAGUACUCGGCAACGGGGCAUACAUACUCGAAUUAAUCGAUGGACAAGUAUUACCCAAUAGUUGGAAUGUUUCAUCCCUAAAGAAGUUCUACAGAUAA
Messenger RNA from Arachis duranensis, 4098 nucleotides. RefSeq lists its product as uncharacterized. Gene Ontology annotation, biological process: DNA integration. Gene Ontology annotation, molecular function: nucleic acid binding. Bases 1 to 4098 code for a protein of 1365 amino acids. The record is from RefSeq and is a predicted model, not a curated record. NCBI's taxonomy places the organism in Eukaryota, Viridiplantae, Streptophyta, Magnoliopsida, Fabales, Fabaceae. The transcript has 4 exons.